Molecule: messenger RNA, 1924 nt
Organism: Acipenser ruthenus (sterlet)
Lineage: Eukaryota; Metazoa; Chordata; Actinopteri; Acipenseriformes; Acipenseridae
Product: leukocyte cell-derived chemotaxin-2-like
Exons: 2
Coding region: 1336-1692 (118 amino acids)
Source: RefSeq, a predicted model, not a curated record
GCAGCCAUGUAUUGAAGUUUGAUUAUAUCCGUCUGCAUUCCUCAAGUGAGCGGUCAGUUGACAUUUCUAUUGUUUCAAUGAGCCUCCUGAUAGCCCAUCAAUCAGCCUUAACAGGUCACAGUGCCAGGCUGUCUAUUUGGUGCCAGAUGCUCAAAGCCAGUCUGUGGUAAAUGUAGUGCAUAUUUUGAAAAGCGCAGGAUCUGUGUGAUUUGUGCCAGCACUUAGACUUUGUAAACGAUUGUAAAUGAAGCCCAUUCUGUUUCAAAUGUUUAUUUAUUCAUGUAAUUUCGAUUAUAGUAUGUCUAUAUAUAAACACAUAGCAUCUGUUGUGUAUAUGCGGUUUGUUAUGUAGGCAAUAUAAAUCAAUUUAUUAAAAAAAAAAAAUAAUACUUAUUUAAAUUGUUUCAGUUGUACAGUUUUGUAUGUACUGUAUAUGGUAUACCUAGAUAUACACAAAUGUAUUUUCAAUUUCAUUUUUUACCGUUUUUUGAGGUUGCACGUUAUGUAAUAUGCCGGCAUAGAAACACAUUUCUGUUCAAAUUAUAUUACAUUUUUUUUUCCUUUCUUAAUUGUUUGUCCUUUCAUUAUAAUAUUUAUGUUGUUUUUAAUACCCUGGUCAAAUUGACUGGUCAUGGUUGUUCGAGGUAUGCCUAUAAACGUGGUCGUUCUACUGUGCCUAUACUGCCUCUGCAGUAUGUCCUAUGCAGAUCAUGUUUGUAUGAGCCAAGGGGGCCAAUGUCAGCACACCUCCCAGUUCUGCAAAGGGACCUACAUCAGUGGACUCUGUGAGGGGUCUACUAAACGCCAGUGCUGCCUGAAUUGGUAAUGUGUGCAGACCCUGUUUUUAUUUAUUUAUACUACAUGUACAUUUUGAAUGUUAGAAUUGAAAGUCCAAACUAAAAAUUCUGAUCUGGGGAUCUGCCAAUUUCUUGCUCCUUUUUACAAGGAAUAAAGAAGAGAGUAAACAUUAAACAUGUUUUUUUUUUAUCAACUUCAAAUACGGCUUAAAAACUUACCAAUAAUAACAAUGCCACGAUACCUAGCCAUGUUUCAUUUACAAAACUGACUUUAAAUUUAGUAUCAUGAAAGUGUUAGUUUGUGAUCUGAUGUGUGAUGUGUUGUGUGGGUGUUUUUUACAGAGGCAGCCCUGCUGAAGUUUGGAGUCUUAUGCAAUGGCUACAGUGGGAAUGUUAAAAGGAGAUGCGACAGCUAUGGCUGUGGUAACUAUGGAGCCAGAUGGUAAUGUCUAAAUGCGUGUCACUAGGGAAAGCUUUUGCUCCGCCAGUUGCAUGCUCAAGGCCUGUCAGAACUCAUUUACCCUGUUAGAAUGUAUGUAUGCUUAUGUCUAACUAUUUCUCACUAUAUUUAUGUACUCGGCAGCGGUGGUCAUCUCCACUAGGACUUGACAUUAAGUGUUCAGAUGUUUCCACUGUUUACGCUCCAUUUGAUGCUAAACUUAAUGGCCAGGCUAGACCCUAUGGUAAUGGAAACCUAAUUGAUGAUGGCAUCACCCUCAGUGGCAAAGGUGUGUGUGUCAAGCUCUUCUAUGUGAAGCCAUUUAAUUACAGAGGCAAUGUGAAGAAGGGAGACAAGAUUGGAAAUCUUCUCCCCAUGCAGAAGGUCUACUCAGGCAUCACCUCACACAUUCAUGUUCAGAUGUGCGACAAGUCUGACCCCACCCCCUACCUGUGAAUCCAGCAAUGACACCAGCAGAGGCCCAGUCAGCUGUCCCUUACAGCACUAACCGUCUGCACAGCAGGCAGCUUCAGCAAGAGCAAGAUGCAAUGAUUGCAAUAUGAUACCAUUUUUAUAACUCUAUUAAAUGAGCCUCUAUAGCAAUUGCAAAAAAAAAAAAGAAAAAAAAAAAAAAGCUUGCCUGGUGAAUACUGUGCGGUUUCAAUAGCUUGUGUGCAUUUUUUAUUCU